Lethenteron reissneri (Far Eastern brook lamprey) is the source of this 3449-nucleotide messenger RNA. RefSeq names its product histidine decarboxylase-like. Gene Ontology annotation, molecular function: pyridoxal phosphate binding; histidine decarboxylase activity. The record is from RefSeq and is a predicted model, not a curated record. Gene Ontology annotation, biological process: L-histidine catabolic process; histamine biosynthetic process. NCBI's taxonomy places the organism in Eukaryota, Metazoa, Chordata, Hyperoartia, Petromyzontiformes, Petromyzontidae. Gene Ontology annotation, cellular component: cytoplasm.
CUGCACGUCAACAGCUGCUCGUUAUAUAAUUAAUCUGAGUUUACCAGUCUGUUCAACAGCACAACAGUUGAAGUGUAGUUGCCAACUUACCAACUCGGCAUCUACAUCAACACCAGCCUGCCACAGCCAUGGACGCCGAGGAGUACAAAGUUCGAGGUAAGGAGAUGGUGGACUACAUCGCCGCGUAUCUAACUGGGCUACGUGACCGGCCUGUAAACCCAUCCGUGCGGCCCGGCUACCUGCGUCCCCUGCUGCCCCCUGGCCCCCCGCAGCAAGGAGAACCCUGGGAGAGAAUCUUUGAGGACGUGGAGCGGCUCAUCAUUCCUGGGAUUGUGCACUGGCAGAGCCCACACAUGCAUGGAUAUUUCUCGGCACUCAACUCGUACCCAUCGCUUCUUGGUGAAAUGCUGGCGACUGGGAUGAAUGGUGUCGGCUUCACAUGGGCAUCUAACCCGGCCUCCACGGAGCUGCAGAUAGUGAUGACGGACUGGCUGGUGAACAUGCUGUCCCUCCCUGACACCUUUCGACAUGAUCACCCAGACGGAUGUGGAGGUGGAGUCAUACAGAGCUCAGUGAGCGAAUCUACCAUGCUGGCCCUCCUGGCGGCACGGACACGCGCUCUUACACAGUUACGCGGGGAUGUGAGCCAGGAUGUCGGCAAUGACGCACUCCUCAGCUCACGACUUGUGGGGUACACCUCAGACCAGGCUCACUCGUCAGUGUUGAAGGCGAGCCUCGUGUCGCUGGUGAGGCUGCGCUCGCUGCCCACGGACUUGGAGUUCUCGCUGCGCGGGGAGACGCUCCGACGCGCCGUGGAGGAGGACCGAGCACAAGGACUUGUCCCGUUCUUCGUGUGCGCAACCCUUGGCACAACAGGCGUGUGCGCGUUUGACAACAUGGCUGAACUGGGCCCAAUCUGCCGCCAGGAGGGGCUCUGGCUGCACGUGGACGCGGCGUACGCGGGCACUGCCUUCCUGUGUCCCGAGCUGCGUGACCCCCUGCGCGGGGUCGAGUUUGCCGACUCGUUCGUGGUCAACCCGGGCAAGUGGAUGAUGGUCAACCUGGAUUGCGCCAUAUUUUGGGUGGCGGACAAGCGGAGUCUGCAAAGCACGUUCUGCGUGGAGCCGCACUACUUACAGCACGAGCACUCCGGUUCGGUCACAGACUUCAUGCACUGGCAGAUCCCCCUGACUGUGCGUUUCCGCUCGCUCAAGCUGUGGUUUGUGAUUCGCUCGUUCGGGCUGGACGGCCUGCAGGAGCACGUGCGCAGGACCAAUAAACUUGCAAGGUAUUUUGAAAGCCUUGUCAGGGAAGACCCCCACUUCGAAAUUCCAGCGAAGAGCAACUUGGGACUCGUUGUGUUUCGUCUCCAGGGCCCAAACGAACUGACAAAGACACUUCUCAGGCGACUCAAUGAGUCGCAGGAGCUGUUUGUGGCGCCAGCCAUGGCCAGGGACAAGUUCAUCAUCCGCUUCGCCAUCACGUCUCAGUUCACCACAGAGGCGGAUGUGCUACGGGACUGGCGGCUCGUGUCGCAGGCUGCUACAGACCUGCUGCAGGGCUCAGCAGCCAAGGACUAUGCGAGGGAAAUGGAGACCUGCAUUGUGGGCAGAGAGGAAGAGACUGCCCUUGACCUCCAUAGUCAAGUCAAGGGUGUCUAGAGGUCAUGGCACUGGCCAGGAGUUAAGAGCUCUCUCGUGCCAGAUGGUGGAAAUCUCCCUGAUAUUCACCAAAUAAUGCUGUAUUUACUUGAGGGCCUGAUUGAAAAAGUUUGAGAUUUUAUGAUCACCCCCCCCCCCGCCUCCUAGAAGUUUCUAGAUCUGCCUCCAUUGAUAUUUUCAACAUUUAAUUUGGAAGCGAUGUAAUACAAGUUGUGGGUACUGAAUGAUGGGGGCAUAUGGAUAGAUGUUCUUUCAUAAACAAUUUUAAUGUCAUUUUAUCUGAUACAUAGUUUUUAAACUUGAAAUACACAUUUGUCAUUGGGGAAAAAAAGGUAAAGUGAUUUCGUUAUAAAAUAUCAUUAAUUUGGGAAUGUACUGUAUACUAUCACUGCCUGGACAUGAUUUAAAACCUCAUGCCCAUUGGUCUGUAUUCCAUGGCUCAGAGGAGAAAUUGGUACCACCUAUGGUGAAAAGUCUUUAGUUAUUGAACAGUUAUAAUAUAUAAAGCUAUCAACUUUUAUUUACCAGGUCCAGCCCGAUCAGCUAUUAGCUCUUUUUCAGAAGCGUGAAAAUGUAUAGCAGCUAAAUAAACGAAACAAAUGUUUCUAAAGUGGAGGGGAAACCACAGGGAGAGAGACACGCAAACUCCAAAUAUACAGCAGGCGUCAGGGUUGGGAUCGAACCCACGACCGCUUGCAUACCCAGCAAGGGAGAUCAUUUUACACCGCGGUACCCCUCUCACCACUUAGUUUUGGGAGAAGUGGAUUCAAGCCAUACAAUUUGAAUUCCGUUUGCACAUAAAGGCAACUGCUGAGGUGGCAUUGCACAAAAUAUCUUUAAUAUCCCUAAGCGCCAUGACCGUAAUCACCAACAGCACUAUGAGAUUGCUCAGUUGUAAGUUACAGCCAUUUAACGAGCAACUGCUGAAUGAAAACCUCCCAAUUCCAUAUUGGUCACGGGUUGUUUGACCAUAAUUCAGCAUUACGGGCAGUGCAGGUUAGAGAAUGGUGGAGGACACCGCCCACCACAAAGUUGGCCGUGACCAGGAAUUGAAUCCGGGUCACCGAGAUCAUAGCAUAGCACGCUGACCACCAUUGGCACAUGCAGACUGCGUGAAGAUCAGAAAAUGGCAGUAUAGAUAUUUGUCAUUACAUAUUAUGUAUAGGUGUUCGCUCAUAACUCUGCUUUCGUAUGACACAAAAGACUAAAAAAACUGAGUUGGCUCGGUGGCUCAGGAAUUGAGCUGGAUUAAUACAAAUCCCAAUUGGUGUCAGAUAUCAGCCUUUUAUUAUUAAAAUGAGGCAUUACUUCAGCACCAUGGUUCCUCCUAACUUUCUGACUGACCUGCCCCGACUGGACAUCUGUGAAAAAAGAGCUUCAUAGCACAUCGGAUUCCUCCAGGAUGAAUACAGAUUCUGAUCCCUCCUCUGAGGAAUGACUUGGCUCAAAACCCUCACGCUCGUCACUCAAAGCUUCACUUUGCCGCUGACGAUGCCCUCGUAGAUUUGUCGCGUUAGCGGCGUGUAGCUGCACGCUGCAUUGUCCAGGUAAAACUGGGGCGCACGGAUGAGCGCCGGGUUGAAGCCCUCCUGCAAGAGGUGCGUCUUGAUCUGCUUGAAUGUGCUCGUCAACUCCAAUGCUUCCUGUGUGACAAGGGGUUCAGGGUGUGACAUCCGGAAUGGUAAAAUAAUUAGGAAAACACACUACGAGUAAACAAAAUAAUCAUAGAUAAAACCUGCCACUGCUGGACAUCUGUGAAAAUGAGUUUUGUAGCUCAUCGCAUUCCUC